Pangasianodon hypophthalmus (striped catfish) is the source of this 3016-nucleotide messenger RNA. RefSeq lists its product as uncharacterized. NCBI's taxonomy places the organism in Eukaryota, Metazoa, Chordata, Actinopteri, Siluriformes, Pangasiidae. The transcript has 2 exons. The record is from RefSeq and is a predicted model, not a curated record. Bases 1667 to 2590 code for a protein of 307 amino acids. Gene Ontology annotation, molecular function: nucleic acid binding.
AUUGGAAAGGAGCCAGGAGGGUCACCACAGCUUGGCAGACUGGAGGCAGAUUGUACAAACAGGCCGGCCAAUGAAGGAAUUCCACAGGUGGUGGUGAUCACUGAAAAAGCACAGAUGUCCAUGAGUGAGACAGUCAACUCAGAAGACAGCUGAACUGUUGAAAGAAAUGGAAAAACAGGUACCAGCUAAUUUGUGGUCUCAACAUGAUACUGAUGUAGGUCUAGUAAAAUCUGCUAGCCCAAUUAGAAUUGGGCAAUAUCCACUGCUGCCUGAAGCAGAGGCAAGCAUUAAACAGGCUAUUGAGGGACUGGUUCAUGCGGGAGUCCUAGUUGAGACAGUAAGUUAUUGUAAUACCCCAAUAUUGCCUGCUGCUAAAGCUGACAAGUCAAAAUGUCAUUUGGUACAUGAUUUGUGUGCAGUUAAUGAGGUGGUAGAAGAUUGGCCAGCGGAAGUUCCUAACCCUCACACAUUGCUAACUAAUGUUCCUCCUGAUACAGUAUUUUACUGUAACUGAUCUUUGUUCUGCCUUUUUCUGCCUUUUAGCAUUCCUUUGGCUGAGGAAAGUAGGCAUUUGUUUUUCCUUUACAUAUGCUGGGAAGCAAUACACAUAUGCAAGACUUCCUCAAGGUUUCAAGCACUCACCACAUGUGUUCAAUCAAGUUCUUAAGGCUGAUUUGGAAGAUCCCAUGCUAGAUAGCACAUUGUUACAAAUCUGCUGAUUUGCUCCGCCUUCUUGGAACAAUGCCAUACAAAUUCCAUUAAGGUACUUACUAAAUUAGCCCUUUGGAGGACAUAAGGCAUCUAAAACUAAGCUACGGUACUGUCAACCACAAGUUGAGUAUUUAGGGAGAUUAAUUGCAUACAGAACUAAGGCAAUUGCUCUAGCCUAGCUAGAGGGUAGUAAAGUGCCACUACCACAGACAGUAGGGCAAAUGAUGACCUUUUUAAGAAUGACAGGAUUUAGUUCUGACUGGAUAGAGGACUAUGCAAUUAAAACUGCACCUUUGAGGGCAAUCAUGAAGCAAGCAGGGCAUCAGAAUUUGCGUUCAUCACUAGUGUGGAACAGUGAAGCACUGGACAGUGUAGCACAGGGAUAUUCUCCAUGUUACCAACAGGGACUAGCUGCCUUAUACUAUGCAUAUGAAAAAGCAUCUACUGUGACUAUGGGUUAUCCACUGAUCAUUUACACACAUCACAAUGUACUGGAAUUAUUAGAACAAGGGAGAUUUGUUCUAACUCAGGCUAGGUGCUUACCCUACUCAUCUCUCUUGACAUACCCAGAUAUCACUAUUAAGCAUUGCACUACAGCAAAUCCAGCUGACAUGGUUCCUUUAGAACAUGAAAGACAGCCUCAUGAUUGUGUAGCAAACUCAUUGGCCUUUACACGACUUCGACCUGACUUAGAGUCCUCAGAUGUUCAGUAUUUUCUGGAUGGUUCUUGUUUCAGAGAUCAUUUAGGCAAUCAUGCAGGGUUUUCACUGGUGAAAAGACAGAAUGAGGACUUUGUGAUGGUAAUUUCACAGCAUUGUAAACAACUUUUUGGUUUGGCAUACCAUCUCAGAUAAGUUCUGACAAUGGUUCAGUAUUUGUUCAGAGGACAGUGAAUACAGUGUUGCAACAAUUAAGAAUAAAACAGCGUUUGGGUGUGUUUAUCAUCCUCAGAGCAAUGGUGGGGAGGGUGAAUGGUACUCUUAAGGCUAAAAUUAAUAAGAUUUGUGCUGACACGAAACUGAAUUGGGAUGAUGCUUUGCCCCUUGCACUGAUGAGUUAUCGCAUGCAGACCAAUAGAAUUACUAACCUGUCACCACAUGAAAUGCUCACAGGUCGACCCAUGCCUGUGCCAUAUUUGAGAGGUCCUUAUGAUGGACUACCUCUGGAGCAAUUGCAAAUGGAGCUGAGAGCUUACAGGUGUCAACUAACUGCAAUACAUGAAGCUAUCUAUUCACAGGAACAAAGCAGGGAGCCGAGAGAAGACGCAGAAGUUCCUUAUCCAGUUGUUUCUGGAGAUAAAGUAUACCUAAGAGUGUUCAGACGAAAGUGGAACAAGCCUAGAAGAGAAGGUCCAUACACAGUGGUGAGAGUGACGCCUACAGCGGUGCAAGUGGAAGGUAAUACUACCUGGUAUCAUUUGAAUCACUGUACUAGAGUACCUAGACUUAGACCCAGGAGACAAGAACACAUUCAAACUGUUGAGGAAGAGGGAGAUUUAGUGGCAGCCUCUCCAGAAAGCAGUCAGGAAGAAGUAGAAGAUGAAGGAGAGAGAGAACCAGAAGCAGGCCCUAGUCAUGAAGGGGACAGCGAACCAGGUCCAGCCCAGGCAGAACCUGAAGGAGAAGGUGAGCCAACUGUUGCGUCUGAUGUUCCAUCUGAAACUGAUGAGCCUGCUAUGCCUACUGAGAGGGAAGGAGAUGAGCCAUUGCCAGCUCCAACUGAACAGGCAAGUGCAAUUGAUCCUGGUGAUUUUGAUGAGUUUCUUGCUACACUUACCGCAGACUCAGACCCGUCCACUAGUCAGCAAGCAGCAUUCUCCACAAUUGAUUUCUCAGCCCUUGAUUGGCCCUCAGGCCUUGACUGGCUCACAGAUGAGUAAGGACAGUAAGAGACUGGCCAACUCUAUGUAUUGAGGGACUGUGCGUGAGAAUGACACUGCAGAAGAAAUGAGGAGUGAUGCGUUGCUACAUAUAGCACAAGAUAAUAAGUGGUCGAAGUGGGCUGAAUACACUGCUGCUAGUUUGAAUAAGGGUAAUUGUUUGAUAUGUUCACCUCCUCCAUUGAGGAGGGUUGCAGGGGUACCGACUCCAUAUGAUUACAGACACUGUGCAGAGUACAACAGGCAGUAUUGUAAGCAGAAUUGGCAGAAUGGACCAGACUGCUCAUACUGCCCAGCUGAGUGUUUAACGUAUUUAGGCAACCCGCAUUAUAGCACAAUGCAUAAGCAGGAGGCGUGGAAAGGGUGGUUCUCACAACUGGAUGUUAGAAUAGAGGAAAAACGUAGAGAGACACCACAGCAGUAUGA